AUGGCCGGACGUGACAGCGACGAUGACAGCGACACAGAAUGGGCGCCGCCGAAGCAACCAGAGUGGUACAAGAGCAAGGCCAACACGACAAGCUCCAACAGCAUGUCACAAACGAAUGUAAGAGAAGGAUAUGGGAUCACGACCUUAGAGGUUGUUGAACUUGUAGAGGACCUUACAAGCUAUGUCAAGAAAAAGGACCUACUCGAGAAGAUCCAAUCAGAAAAGAGCCAAUCGCAGCUUCUGAAGAGCUUGCGUUCACCAACGUCAAAGGACUGGCUUGCGGUAGCCAAAUGUACACGGCUGCGAAAUGCGCAAAUACCCAAAGUCUUCCACGAGGCUGCAGCCGGAACUAUCUGGACGAUGAUGCUAGCCAAGGUGCGUCAGUACGGCGCCAAGGUCAAGACAGAGGACCCGAGCAACACGCCAACGCCGACACUGUCUGAGACGGCGCAGCGACGGUCUUCGUCCGUCGUGUCCAACAGGUCUACAGCGUCGAUAACCGACAAGUUCGGCGUUGCAUCACUCACUGAGCCGGCUAUCUUGAAUGACGCCAAUGUUGCCUUAGUAGACGCUGUGCAUCACUCUGUCGUCAAACAAUUCCCCAUGUUCAGGCUGAUGACGAAGGAAAGCCAGCAGAAAUUGGAGGAGAACUACUUUGAGGUUAGGGCCCAGCACCUCAAGUACGAUGCCCUCAUCCAGCAUUUGUCAUUGCCCAAGUACUCCGAUUGGUACCAAGCAGGCACCUCUCAGGUCAUGGAUGCGUUGACGAUGACGCUCAUUGAGGACGACGACGACUUGCUAGGCACCGUCAACUCUCAUAUCAAGUCGAGGAGGCUCGGAGCACCCUCACCACCCAAGAAGAGAGGCCGACAUUCCAAACUUAUACCAGACGGACCUCCCCUCAAGCGCCGUAAGACCGAGGCAGCGGACAGCAGACAUGCAAAAGCAAGCGGGGGAAGAACCAAGAAAGACAAAGAUUCAGAGGACUCCGACACUGGCAGCGACGUCCCGCGCCCACGCAGGAGGGACAGAGCAGCGGCCCGCGCUCGAUCAGCUGAAAGAAAGCGGUUAGGAAAGGAAGCGCAGCUUAAGAAGACCAGGGACGAAGAGGAGCUGGCUAAGGCCAAAAAAGAGAAAGAGGAGAAAGAAGCUCGGGAGCGCGAGACUCAGCCAGAUGGCCCGCUAGACAGCGACGACUACCGCUCAGACAGCAGCUCGGACAUUGACCCUGAGGAUGACUCGGAGGACGAGGAGGCAACGACAGCAAAGGACCUUGCCAGAGAACAAAAGGAAAGGCUCAAAGCCUUAUUGAACGCCAAUUGCGACUUCACCCCAUACCAGCUCACAGACGCAUACAUCCUCUACUUCAAAGAGUUGUCAUCUGACAAUGGCGGGAUCUUUGCCAACGCCAUGGGCAUGGGCAAAACGCGAGCGAUGGUGCUCGCCGUCCUCAUGGGACACGUUCACUUCAAGAACUGGACGGAAGUGCAAAAUGCGCGAGCAGAAGGCGACGCGACAGAACACAACGCAGUUGACGAUGACGACAAGCCAUGUCCUACUGAAGGCGAGAGAACGUUCCACUGCGCGUGCGAAAGGAGCCCCUCCUUCAACGCCGAACCUCGACAAGCAGCCACAAUGAUGACUGGUUGGGGGCGAGCAGCUGAUGCCUGGAAGAACGAGGUAGUCGCGAUGGAUCUUGCAAACUCCACGUGGUGCGACCCAAGCGAUCCGCUGGCCCUACGGUUCUGCUUCUUUAGUGACUCUCCCCCGGAGAACAUGGGCAGACCAACGAAAGAGGAAGCAAUGGAGAUGCGAAUCGAUACCACUGACGCUAUCUCCAAAGCGCUCGCUGCCGCCAAUAAGUUAGUCGCCCCACGGAGCUACGUGCUAGGAGGCGUGGAUCAUCGAGAAACAGUCUACUGGACAAUACCGGAAGCGAACACGCCUGCUGUGCACCCUGAGGCUACGAAGCACCGUCCAGCACCGUCAGCAGCACGGUUUGUGAUAGUCUGCGGCUUCGGAAAGGUAGACAAGCAUGUGUUUAGGGCUUACAACACUAUGAGCGUCACGGCACAGCGAACGAUCAUACGCAAAGGCGGUCCUCAUGUGGAAAAGAGGGCGAUACUGCUUCCUGGUCAUGUCACUGUAUGGGGGCGGACUGUAUUCGAUGAAUUCCACAAUUGCAAGUCGGAGGGCACAAUCAUGGCCAAGUUUUACCAGGAUAUUCGAAGCCACAACCACGGAUACCAAUGGAAAGCAUGGGCCCUGUCCGGAACGCCUAUGGAACAAGGACUGAAUGAGAUCUUGAUCUUCGUGUCGCUAGCACUCAUUGGCCUUCAAAACAGGAAAGGGGUCUCUAACUGGUUCAACGCUACCGACAAGAGAGACUCCGUGACUGGCGAUCGCAUCUAUAAGAUGGAAGAUGCAGUCUACCGGUCGAUUGCGGAGACACCAUCUCACAGGACUCGCCAAAACACAGCCCUCAAUGGCCUAGCAAUGGCUAAACAAUGGCGCAAUAUGAUUGCCAAUGUAAAGCACGACGCAAGCGAACACGAGUCGUCUCAUGAGUAUAAAGAACUUAUAUCUCAAGGAGCAGCAGUAGCGCAGAGGUUUAUGUUGAAAAGAACAUUGAAGACGCGCGACCCGUGGGGCAAACCAAUAUCCGGCAUUAAGGGCGACUUCCUGCCUUACUUCCAAAGCUGCCCAUGUCCAGAUUUCCUCAGCACGGUACAAAACGCUGAGCAACAAUGCAGAGAUAUCCUGGAAAAAGAAGGCCUUGAUGAAUCAGAAGCUAGCAGACGUGUGAUCUUCAACCGCUUCGAGAUGCAGGCGAUAGCAUCCUACCCUGCGCUUGCUACUCUAAAGGCAGCACAGUUCAAAACAUACGGCAGCCGCAAAGUCAAACGCUUCACGUCAAACAGCGCAGUGACGUGGCUAGGCUUGAGAGAGAAGUUCGGUGACGAGAGCGUCUUGGUCAUGCAGGGAGGUAUGACACAGCACGAAAUCAACCUCAAGCUUGCUAAAUGGAGGGAUCCAGAUGGGCCUUGGAUCAUGGUGGCUUCAAUGGCAUUUGCAGAGGCAAUCACACUGACAGAAGCUACGCACGUCGUCAUCAUGGAGCCGCAAGACAGGCAGAACACACAGGAUCAAUUCAUGUUCCGAGUGUACCGACUCGGCCAGUUGGCAGAAAUGUGUGUCGGCAUUGUCUAUUUUAACCCAGACAGUGAACUGGAACUCAAAGUACUGGGCAAGCAGGACGUCAAAACAACUUCCCGAGAUAAACUACAAGGUGGAGGAUCGACGGUUACGGAUCAACGCAUGGACUGGCAUCAAACUGAACCGAUUGUCAUGAGUUUAGAAGCACUCUGCUAA
Molecule: messenger RNA, 3372 nt
Organism: Parastagonospora nodorum SN15
Lineage: Eukaryota; Fungi; Ascomycota; Dothideomycetes; Pleosporales; Phaeosphaeriaceae
Exons: 4
Coding region: 1-3372 (1123 amino acids)
Molecular function (GO): ATP-dependent chromatin remodeler activity; ATP binding
Source: RefSeq, a predicted model, not a curated record